AUGCCUGCUAUUCUGAUGCGCUCCUUACCCAUGCGUCGGUGUCAUCCUUCGCAACCCACAAAAACUACCGCCGCAUCCACACUGUUGGCCGACUUUCACGCCCUCUCGCUGAGAUUAUCGUCUACCCACACCACGCCCUCUUCUAGCCAAUACAGCAGUCGGUCGGCAACUCCUCGUCCCAGCCGGUCUUCUUCCGGCUAUUUCCAGGAAACAUCUUCCCCCUCGGCGUCUCUGUGGGGCAAAGAACUGGCAACCAAUGGUGAAGACGAAUGGGGUCAAUUCGUGGACUUUGGAGUAACCCGAUAG
Phaeodactylum tricornutum CCAP 1055/1 is the source of this 306-nucleotide messenger RNA. RefSeq lists its product with no specific name. The transcript has a single exon. Lineage: Eukaryota; Bacillariophyta; Bacillariophyceae; Surirellales; Neidiaceae. Bases 1 to 306 code for a protein of 101 amino acids. The record is from RefSeq and is a predicted model, not a curated record.